AUGGGUGCCAGCGACUCAAAGCUUGUGUUCAAGAAAGGUAUCUUCAGGUUGUCAGAGGAGCGCCACAUUCCUGCCGACGAUGGCUUCUGGGCUUCUUUCUGGAGGUUGCCCGAGUCUGCCGAAGACGUCUUCAGCCUUUUCGCCCCCGCCGACGUCCGCCGUACCCGCGACAAUGCGCUUGAGAACCUCGAGGCGCUAAUACAGGCCGUCACGGCGCGUCUGUUCCUGCUCCGCCACCACCCAUCGUUUCCCGACCCCGAGCUUGCCCCAGCCCAAGAAGCGCUGAAUUGCGUCCGCGUUCUCACAAGGGUUCUUCCUUUUGUCUAUGAAAAGGAGUCGCUCCAGGCAUGGGAGGACAAGCUGUUCUGGGCUCCGCGGCGCAAAAAGACUAGGAAGUCGUCCAUUGCCAACGAAGUGCUCUUCGACGGAGCGCAAGAUGGCCAAACGCGGCCAGCGACGGAUGAAUUCGAGGAUGCAAGGCCUCUAGGCGAGGAGCUCCUCGACACUCUGCUCGAGCUGCUCUUCUUCUCCGACCUCACAGUCCCAAAAGCGCCACGAGGCAAGCCGAAGGUCACGUAUGCCAUCUGGCAAAGCGGUGUCGGCUGUAAUGCGUCCAUCCCGACUACCAAGGAGCACGAGAGCAACCGUUGCGAGAUCUUGCGUUUGCUCCUGACUUUCACGGGUCAGAGCAUGUAUCUGUCACCGAGCGUCUUGCCGCAACAAGGGACCAAGGCUCUCACCUACCUGUGUACCUGUUCUGACAAACAGGUGGUUCUAUCCGUGCUAUGCUCGCUCCUAAACACCACACUGAAAUACAACCCGGCCAGUUGGCGGGUUCCCUACAAUGCCCUAGUCCUCAAGGACCCCAAGGAGAUCCUCGUUGUCUACACCCUGCAAUUCCUCCUAGCCAUGUUGCUAUAUCCCAUCCCUGAGCAGGCAGGCGUCGCAACACCCAAGAACUUUUACCGCCAUUUCCUUGGCCGCCUCCACAGGCCCCAGGAUUUCCAGUUCAUCGUGGAUGGGAUGACGCGGAUACUAAACCAGCCGUUGCAAGCCACCGCCUCCUACCUUCCCGGGGCCCAGGCGCCUGUGAGAUUUGCCCCAGAGAUAAAAAUGCUGUUCUGGGAAAUCACCCAGUGUAACAAGCGCUUCCGCUCCUUCAUCGUGGACACGGAGCGAGCACAUGACUUCAUCAUCUUGAUUUUAUUCUACGCCCUCGAAUACAAGAAUGACGCGUCAAAACAAGGGGUUGUUAGGAUGUGUGCCUUCCUCCUGCAAACGCUCAGUAUGGAGAAGAACUUUGGUGUGAAUCUAAACAAGGCAUUUGAGGCCCAAGACACGCUUCCUCCUGCCAUCCGAAUCUCAGGCUUUGUUGGCACCUACGGGGACUUUCUUAUCCAGUCCAUCUACGGCCUCAUUACGACAAGUCAAGGUAGACUCACCGCCAUCUAUCCUGCCCUCUUAGCGGUCAUCAACAACGUUGCCGCUUACCUUGAAGGACUCAGCGCUCCUACAUGCGCCAAGAUCAUGCAGCUCUUCAACUCCAUGUCGUCCCCGUCGUUUCUCCUAGCCAAUGAGACCAAUCAUAGCCUCUUGCGGUCAUUACUCGAAGCCAUCAAUGCGAUUAUUGAGCAUCAAUACAGCAAGAAUCCGUUGUUUAUUUUAGCGGUACUGCGCAACAGGAAGAAAUUCGAGGCCUUACGUUCCUUGACGUUGGAAAGCGGCCAACAAGAGAUAGAAAGACGGAAUCGGCGGAGAAAGGACGGUGCUGCCUCACACGACCCGUUAGACCCCAACUCAACUAGAAGUUCGAUGGAUAGUACCAGGAGUCCAUCGGCGCCUCCCUCCCAAACCCCGACACAUGGCAACGCUACGGCGGAUGAUGCCGCAUUUGCAAUCGGGGACGAUGAUGAUGACAGCGACGAUGAAGAACGGCCGACACCGGCAGCAUCAAGUCCAAGCGAAAACCCUUCCGCCGCUUCUUCUGUCGCAUCAGCCGCCGACGAUGAUGUGCCAAGGCAGAUACAGGGCAUGUCGGAGAAGGCGAGAGGGAAACUGCCGGCGGGCGCACAUAGCUUCUCUCGCCAUAACAGCACGCCCAGCCUGGGCAGUGCUACUCCGGGCCAAUCCCAGUCUGGCGUAUUCGAACCCUCGGCGCAGUGGAUCGAAAGUUGGCUGCUAGAGUUACCACUGCAUACUACCCUGACGCUAAUACAGCAGCUCUCAGCCCUAAUCCCAACCUUACGCCAGGCGAUCUCGUCGGAAGCGCCGCUACCUGCGGCUUUGAGCAAGAUUCGAGAAGCACAGCUUGUUGGAAUCGAGCCAUCGCCGAUCAGGGUACACUCGUUUGAGUGGUCACCGCUGGCUCUGGGGUGGUACGAGUCGCUGCUUUGGGGGUUCAUCUUUGCCAGCGAGAUGCAGGUUUCCAAGGGGACCGUGGGCGUAUGGAAUACGACGCAAAUCAAGCUCUUCCGGGUACAGGAAACGGCGCCACAGGGCCCUACGCUUACUUCGCCGCGGGGCGCUGUCGACGCAGUAGGGAGCAAUAUCGUGUCGCGUAUUGGGGCCAUCAACUUGCGGCCAUCGCCGGGAUCAGCACCUGGAAACGGACAAGCUCCUGCGCGGGUCGUUUGA
Messenger RNA from Canariomyces notabilis, 2634 nucleotides. RefSeq lists its product as uncharacterized. The transcript has 5 exons. The record is from RefSeq and is a predicted model, not a curated record. NCBI's taxonomy places the organism in Eukaryota, Fungi, Ascomycota, Sordariomycetes, Sordariales, Chaetomiaceae. Gene Ontology annotation, cellular component: Golgi medial cisterna; membrane; Golgi trans cisterna. The coding region runs from base 1 to 2634 and encodes 877 amino acids.